Messenger RNA from Orbicella faveolata, 1512 nucleotides. RefSeq names its product phenylalanine--tRNA ligase, mitochondrial-like. Gene Ontology annotation, molecular function: phenylalanine-tRNA ligase activity; tRNA binding; ATP binding. Gene Ontology annotation, cellular component: cytoplasm; mitochondrion. NCBI's taxonomy places the organism in Eukaryota, Metazoa, Cnidaria, Anthozoa, Scleractinia, Merulinidae. The record is from RefSeq and is a predicted model, not a curated record. Gene Ontology annotation, biological process: phenylalanyl-tRNA aminoacylation.
UCAGAAGUAGAGUGUGAGAACUGGAUGAUGCUGCAAGUGGCCUAAAAAACGCUUCAAAAUUUGGAGAUUCUACGAUGUCCAUCGUUCUGAAAACACGAGCCUUUUCUGCCCUCCUUAACAAGCAGUUACGAUUGUUGUUUGCUGCUUGCUUGCACAGCAAAACACAACUGGAAAGCGAGCACGUUCACCUCUUCGACAAGGUGUACUCUCGUGACGGCAUGACCAAUGUAACUACGAACAUUUUGUCCAAAGUCGGACGAAAAUUACACCUCUGCAAGAAUCACCCACUGAGCAUUUUAAGAGAAAAGAUCCAAGAGCACGUUUAUGCUGACUACAGAACUCGUUGGGGUGGUCCAAUGUUUACAAUGGUAGAUUACCUAUCUCCUGUUGUCACUGUGGAGCAGAACUUUGAUAGUUUACUUGUCCCUAAAGAUCAUGUUAGCCGCGCCAAGAAUGAUAACUACUACAUAAAUUCUGAGUACUUGCUUCGAGCUCACACAUCCGCGCAUCAAAGGGACUUGAUUAAGACAGGAUUGGAUGCAUUUCUUGUGACGGGGGAUGUGUACAGAAGGGAUGAAAUUGACAUGUGUCAUUAUCCUGUGUUUCAUCAGAUGGAAGGGGUCAGACUGUUUUCACAGCACGAGUUAUUUUCUCAAUACAAGGAUCCCCUGGAGAUUUUUGACCACAGCAAAAAUAAAACUCCAGAAAAACAAGCUGUGCACACACUGGAAGCAGUGAAGCUGGUUGAGUUCAGUCUCAAGCAAAUGCUUGUCCGGAUGGUCGAACACCUGUGUGGGGAGGGAGUGGAGAUGAGAUGGGUUGAUGCCUACUUUCCUUUCACUCACCCCUCCUGGGAAUUGGAAGUCAAAUUUGAAGGUGAUUGGUUGGAGCUUGUUGGCUGUGGAGUUAUGGAACAUGAUAUAUUGGUCAAUGGUGGUGCUGGGCAAAAGAUAGGCUGGGCAUUUGGUAUUGGACUCGAGCGUUUGGCUAUGAGGCUUUUCAACAUUCCUGACAUACGACUUUUCUGGAGUGAAGAUCCAAGGUUUCUCGCACAGUUUGAGGGAAACCAGAUUAUACAGUUCAAGCCAUUUAGCAAAUAUCCACCUACCUACAAGGAUGUUGCAUUUUGGCUCCCUGAAAACUUCUCUCCAAACAACCUAUUUGAUGUUGUACGAGGGGUGGCUGGUGAUAUCGUGGAAAAGGUAGAGCUUGUUGAUAAAUUCUCCCAUCCCGAGACAAAACGAGAGAGCCAUUGCUACAGAAUAACUUACCGAUCCAUGGACAAGACAUUCACAGACUCUGAAAUCAACAGCAUACAGGAUUCGGUUCGAGAGGAAAUUAAAAAAAGACUGCUUGUAGAACUAAGGUAGAUUUCUACAACGCCCUAACCCUCUGAGUGACUCACCAAAGUGGUUUCCAUUGGCAGAACUUUCUAGCAAACCUGUUAUGCUUGCUUGCAUAAACCAGUUAUUAACUGUAUCAAAAGUAAAUACAUCAACAAUAUUUUCUGAA